Messenger RNA from Olea europaea var. sylvestris, 1398 nucleotides. Its product is annotated as phytolongin Phyl2.1-like. Gene Ontology annotation, cellular component: membrane. The transcript has a single exon. The coding region runs from base 270 to 1094 and encodes 274 amino acids. The record is from RefSeq and is a predicted model, not a curated record. Lineage: Eukaryota; Viridiplantae; Streptophyta; Magnoliopsida; Lamiales; Oleaceae.
CUGUCUAUCGCAUCCUUACGGUGGUGGAAAAGUUGGUUGUUGAGGUGUUUCUUUCUUCUUUCUCACCACCUCCUCCUUUUCCGGUCGCUUUCUGAAACCUUACAAAUUCAUCAAUCUCGAUGCCCUUUUCACGUUUGCCCAUUCGAGAAGAAGAAUUUAGGAUUUCUGAGCAUAUAAAUCUUGUCCUUAGUUGCAUCAGAAUCUGUUGAAACAAGUAACUAACACUGGUGGGUUUUUUUAUGAAUAACACGAAGUCGGGUCGGAUUUGAAUGAUGUUUCCGGCACCGGAUCUGGUUCAUUAUGUAUGCAUUGCCAGGGACACCACUGUGUUGGCUGAGUUCAAUUCGAAGGAUGAGAAACUUGGAUCGAUCGCCGUAAAAUGUUUGGAGAAAAAGCCGCCGUUUCAUUCCACCUUCUCCCACACAGUCCGCUUCCAAACCUAUGCUUUCUUGAUCGAUGACCCGUUUGUUUAUUUCGCGAUUUUUGAUGAAAAACUGGAGAAAUUUGAGGGAUUGGGCUUCCUCAGGAGCGUAAAAAAAGCUUUCGAUAAGAUUUUCCAGGUUGAUCUGGGGAAGAAGAAGUUGGAACGGCUGAGUUCUCAUUGUUUUCAGGGGGAAUUCAAUCCGGUUUUCCAUCGGUUACUGGGUCAGGGACCGGGGACGGAACCUGAACCGGAGGUUCGAAGAGGGGAAAGAUUGGAUCAAAGUGGCAGUUUUUAUUCCGGGUCAGGCUAUCUGGGUAUGCGGAAAGAGGAUUCAUCGAUGAAUUUGAAAAAGAAAAUGAAUAGAUUGUUUGGGGAUUUUAAGAUUGGCAGUGGGUGCAUGAAGGGAAAAGGAGAUGUCGAGAAGAAAGUUGACAUUGGGGGUGAAGACGAUGAUAGGGGUGGGAUUUUAUUGAGCAGGGAGUUUUCAGUGGCAAUGCAUAAGAAUGGGAUGUACUCUGGUGAAUUGAUGGGAAACCACAACCAUCACAAGGCCAAGAAAGUUUGGAAAAAGCAAGUGUGGAUUGUGUUAUCACUUGAUUUGUUUGUUUGCACAGUCUUGUUCAUCGUCUGGUUGUGCGUUUGCCGCGGUUUCAAAUGCAUUGAUAGUUGAGUUGAUUCAGGAAAUGAUGCAAACUCCUUUUUUUUCAGCUAUUUGUGCUGUUCUGCAAUGGCAGUUUGCUUUGGCUUCUGAUGGUAAUGUUGAUUCAGUGUAACAAUAAAGUGUGUAUAUUUCAUGGGAAAAGUUCAUAAACGAGUUUAUUUCUCUUGUUUACUUAUUGAGUCGUUUUUCAAUUGUGUAUACAUGCACAUAUUAUAUGCCUCGUAUGCCAAAUUGUUUCUUCUAUAGAGGAUUCACUGAUAUAAUGGAUUCAAAUUUAAUGCUUAGACAUUUGAAUGGAAGUGCUUCUUUCUUA